AUGGCAUCAACAAACAAGUAUGCGAUCGCCCACCAUGAUCCCAAAGGUCCGAACGACGCUCGUCCAACCGCAAUGGAUAUACUCAAGGACGAAGAAAUGGAGGGAAAACUCACGGGGAAGAUGAUUUUGGUCACAGGUGCCUCAGCAGGCAUUGGAGUCGAGACGGUUAGGGUACUGGCAUUAACAGGCGCUACCAUAUUCGCUGCUGCUCGGGACCUACAGAAAGCUAAAAGAGCCCUUAGUGGUAUACAGGGCAAGAUUGAGCUCCUCAAGCUAGACCUUGCUUCGCUGUCUAGCGUACGGACUGCAGCAGAAGAUUACCUGCAGCGAAGCAAUGGGAGGCUCAAUAUCCUAGUCAACAACGCUGGAGUAAUGGCGAUACCGACCCGUACCUUGACUGAGGAUGGCUUUGACCCUGCUUUUACUGACUUUGCCUCCAAAAAAGGCCAUUUCCUCUUGUUCCAGCUCCUUAAGCCAGCUCUACUCAGUGCCUCUACUCCUUCAUUCAACUCACGCGUCAUAUCCCUUGCUUCGUCAGGACACAAGAUGGGCGGCAUCCGUCCUGAAGAUUACAACUUUGCGGAUGGUACCUACAAUGACUUUACCGCCUAUGGACAGGCGAAAACCGCCAAUAUCUACAUGUCGAAUGCUAUUGAGCGUUAUUAUGGUGCUAAGGGCCUGCAUGCUUUGGCGGUUCACCCUGGCGUGAUCAUGACGGAGCUCACACGCCAUUUGGAUCCGAAAGUGGCGCAGGGGUUUGAUGAUGAUCCAAAUAUUGCUAAGGUUACGAAAUCUGUUGAGCAAGGCGCUGCAACCACGGUAUUGGCUGCAAUUGGAAAGGAGUAUGAAGGAGUGGGUGGAAAAUACUUGGAAGAUGCGGGAGAGUGGGCAUCCACGCCUAACAGUGGGCCAUACGAGCAUGGGUACGCUUCUUGGGCUUUUGACCAAAAGUUGGAGGACAAGCUGUGGGAAGAUUCGAACGAAUUCGUUGGAUUCAAGGAGAAGUAA
Messenger RNA from Alternaria arborescens, 1008 nucleotides. RefSeq lists its product as hypothetical. Lineage: Eukaryota; Fungi; Ascomycota; Dothideomycetes; Pleosporales; Pleosporaceae. Bases 1 to 1008 code for a protein of 335 amino acids. The transcript is spliced from 2 exons. The record is from RefSeq and is a predicted model, not a curated record.